Molecule: messenger RNA, 11935 nt
Organism: Cinara cedri
Lineage: Eukaryota; Metazoa; Arthropoda; Insecta; Hemiptera; Aphididae
Source: the annotation of a GenBank genome assembly
AAAAGUUUCUACCGGAUCUAUCUAAUAGCGUCUUUGAUAAUAUCUGCUGUUAUUAACGCCAUGACAAUAUGGUUGCUAUUGUUGUUAAAAGAUAAGAUAAUGUAUUUUAUGUAUAAUGGUUAAUGUAUUUUUAUUAUUUUUGAAUAAUUGUUCAUUUUUCAUGAAACUCAUCAGCGAUUUAACAAGUCUUUGAAAUUUUAACGUGCUAUUAGUUAUCAUUCAUUUUAUAUUUAAGGUAUGAUUUUCUUGUAACCUGGCAAUAGACUUAUUAUAAUUCUAUGGAAAUAUAUUUUUCAGCAUAUAUAUUUUCUGUUUAUUUCAAGUUUGGCUUUAACACAGUCGGUUAAAAUAGUUGCGGCUAAAAUAGGGUUCAGCUGUUUUAUAGCUUCCCGUAAGAUACUGAGGGAAUAAUCGAUACGGGACAGAGUAAUUAUUCUAUCAUACGGAGAAGUUAGUCGAGAUAACAAUGAUAACAAGUUGUAAUUUUGUAAAAAAUCUUUGAUAAAAUAAAUUUGUUUUACAUUUUUAUCAUUUUAUAUUUUAUCUAUUUUCUAUGUGUUUACACUUUUAUUCAUAAAGGGAAUAUGUAUAUUGUAUACUUAAUUUUUAAAUAUGAUUUUAAAAAUGUAUUAUUCUUGAAGAACUUAUACUUAUUUAGAAUAAUUAUGUUAAAUCUAAGAUGUUAUUAUAGAUACUAUUGUAUAAUUUUGUUGAUUAUUUUUCUGGUACUAUGUUUUAAUGUUUAUUUAGUUUUAUUUUUUUCAAGAGAUGAGACAUCUAUUAAAGUAAGUUAAUCUUUGAAUUGAUCGUAGUGUUAUAUCAUUAUAAUUGUUUAAAAAGUAUAAUUUAAUACAAUUACCCAAGUAUAUAUAGUAUAUAUUUACUUUUUUAAACAAAAAUAUAUAAAUUAAUGAUUUCAAUUUUUCAAAUACCUAAUGUAUUAUGUAAAAUCAAUGAUCUUGAAAUAAUUUUAUCCUUUCAAAAUAAAAUAAAUCAUAUUGAUUCAUAAACUAAUUUUGAAUAGCUAUUGCUUUUGUUUGCUGUAAUAAUACUUAAUAAAUAACAAUAGUAAAAAAAAAUUGUGAAAUUGAAAUUUUAAUUAUUAAUUAAAUAUUUAUAUUGGCCUCCAGUGUGUUCAACGGAUUUAUCUAGCGCUGUUAUUAGUACAUUGUUUUAAUCGGUUUGUCUUCGAGGGAAUUCGAUUUGAAGGAAGUUAAAUUUUUAUUUUCAUCUUCUGAACAAAAAAAAAUUAUUUUAAUUAUUUUUAAUAAUUAGUAAAAUUUUAAUUUACUAUACAUUCAUACCUGAUUAAUAUUUUCUUAUUGAUAACCGUUUUAAUUUCUAACAAAUAGGUGUGAAAAUAAUAUUCAAUAUAAUAACUCAUUAUGCGAUAACGAAUCACAAUCAGCACGAUAUUUCUUUAUCUUGUAUUGAAUAUUAAUUGUUUGAAUAAGUAAAGUUUUUUUUUUUGUGUUUAGGGGAUGAAAAUAAACAUUUUUAAUUUUGGUUCCCUCGAAGACAAACUAAUUGAAAAAAAUUUAAUACUAACAGCGCUAGAAAAAUUUUUUGAACACGGUGGGACACAUUGUAUUAUAUACCAUAUGAAUAUAGUCUCUGUGGAUCUUUUUGCACAUUUAUUUGUGUUAUUUCUAAACUUUAGAUAGCACCUACAGUAAAAUACAAUGCAACUUAUUUGGCUGCUCAAAAUAUUUUGAAAUCAUUAAGAAUACUUGAUAAAGAUUUUGAACUUCCAAUAAAAACAAGUCAGUCAAGUAUUUUGAGAGAAAUUAAUAUACUUUUAAGUAAUUUAAAGUUAAAAAUCAAUGGAGAUAUUGAUUUAUAUAGUUCAACAAUAAAUGUAAGUACCUUAUAUACAUUUUUGAAAAUAUCCAUUAAUAUAUAUAUAUAUAUAUAUAACUUAUUUAUUUAUACUAACAUGUUUUAGGUAAUUAGUUCUAGGUUGUAAAUUCAGUGAUUUUGUAUAUUAUAUAUAGAUAAAUCAUAUUCAGAAAUUAAUAUAUUAAUAUAAGUAAAUAUUUAAAAAUUGAAGUCACAACCAUUUAUUUGAAAUUUAAUUUCUAUCUAUGUAUUAUAUUUAUUCACAUACAAUUAAACCAUAGUAUCUUACUUGAUGAGUACUAUACUAUUAAUCCAUUCUUUAACAAAUUAACUAAAAUGAUUUUGAAAACAUUGUUUAAUAAUUUUGUCAUUUUACCGAAAUUGCUUGUUAAUAUUUCCGAGUAACUUGUAACAUUCAUUGGUGGACUACAGUCAGUAGAAUUAAUAAAAUGUCUAAUAUUUGUUUUAGAAUAUUAAUAUGAUUAUUUUGAUAGGUGAUUAAUGAAAAUGGACUUAUGCCCCUUUAUGGUUCACCCUAUCUUGGAUCAACUAUAAAUUUAUUAAAAACAUCAAAAAUAAUAAAGACAUGUUACUCUAUUAAAGGAACUCAAUUAAAAUUAUUACUAACAUUUGAAAAUAAACAAGAAGUUUUAUUUAAACCAAAGUGGUAAGUGUUUUAAUAAAAACUUAAUGUGUCUAUCUAUUUUAUAGUUUAUUAGGUAGUAUAAAACUUUUCAUUGAAGGGUACAUAUUUUGAAUAUUAUGUCUGGGUUACUCUUGGAGUAUGUGUUAAGACAUUUUUAAUUUAAAUUAUUACAUUAAAAAAAACGAUUUUGAGUGACAUCCAAUACAGUUUUAGAGUAUUGAGUAGGUUAGGUUAUGUUUUUUCUUUCUGUUUAGAAUACUCGAUUUUUUUUUAGAUUCUGAGCAGAGUGAGGAAUGUAUUGGUUUUAUAAUGUUUGUUUUUUUUGUGGAUAACUUUUUUAUCAGCAAUUUUGUUCUGAUUUACAAUAAUAACAUUUUUUCUAAAAGUAAUACUAACUAGAAAGGUACCUUAAGGAAGUCAAUUUUUGAAUUUCACACAAAUUUUCCCAAUAAAUGGGAAAAAAAUGAGAAAUAGAUAUAAUAUUAGGCAAAUAUUACUAAAGAAAAUAUAUGAUUGCCUAUGCAAUUAUUUUACCAUAAUAUGACAUAUAUAUUGUUAAAAAACAACACUAUUAACUGAACUUCACUCAGAAUCGUUUUUUCUUUAGCUAUGUUUGAUUGGUGCCUAUACUGAUAUACAUUAAAUUUCCCCUCUACCUUUCUAACUUCUAACCUACAACAGUGGUCCACCCAUGUGUGAAGUAUACCUAUCUUUUUCAUUUUAUCUUUCGAUAGUUUGAUACUUAGGCUAUAGUAUACUUUAGAUUAAAAAUAUAAACAAUGAUAUGCAUAGCAUAGAAAGAUAAGAAUACAAUAUCAAAGAUUUAAAUAGGUAUACUAGCAUAUAAUGUACAAUAAAAAUACAGGUAAAUAUGAUAAAGUUAGUUCCCUAAAGAGAUCACAUUUUAUAUACCAAAUUUAGAUUUUAUAUUGAUAAUGUAGUAGAGAUUUAAUGAAAUAUCAAGUUUUAAGGGAAUUUAUUAAAGGUGUUUGGCCUGUAGAGAUAUAUGAGAGUUGAAGGGGUUAGGCUUUAAGGAUUGAAAGCAUGACAUAGUGUUGGAGGCUAUUAAGUAAUUAUUAAGGUCAAAAUUUGAAAUUGGUGUAAAUGCUUCAAUGAUGGCAUAGCAUUGGAGUGUAAAGAAGGAAAACAAAGAGAGCAGGUUAUUAGUAAAAAAAACAUGUAGUUCUCUGGAGUAUAGAAAAUGUAACUAGCAGAAAGGGGUGAAACUGACCCAUUAGUAUAGACAACAAUGAGAUUAGAGAAAUUUACAUUAAAAUAGUUUAAACAAUUUAUAAUUACAACUGAGUUCAUACUCAUUGUUUUAUGAUCUGUUGAAGAAAGAUCUGAAAAUAUAUUUCCAGACUAAACAUAAAGAGUAAAAAGUAGAAAUUCAUAUGAUUGUUCAUAAAUUGAGGGUUUAACUGAAUUCAUAAUAUAUGGAUAGAAAUCUGCUAAGGAAUUUGUGGUAACUGAUAGGAUGGGCAUUGAUCUGAGGAUAUAGUGCCAAUUGAGAUACAAUGAGUAAUAAAUAUUAAAGAUUAGGUGACUACAGAGGCCUAAAAAUUUCACUAGAAAUUUACCUACCAGCAAUCACAGGUAUCUAUUAUUGAGAUGUUGGCAAAUAUUGUGUUUUAUUUUUGUAAAAAAUACCUUCAAGUAUAAUUUUAAUCUUUGAUUUUGUUGUUUAAUGUUUUUAGUUAAGUUCAUAUGCUUAUAGUAUUGUUGAACAGUUUUAUUUCCCCAAGUUAGGUUAGGUAAGGUGAGGAAAAAAAUGCACCUACUUGUAAAAUUAACAUUUUCGUUUCUGUCAAUCAAUCUAAAACAAUGAACUCAUAAUUACUGAAAUUGCAUAAUUAUUUCCAUACCUUUAUAAAUAAUAGUUUUUUUUUUUUUACUUAAAAGGUAUCUAGAAUCUGAAGUAAUUCAUGGUAAUGUAUAUGCCGGCAAAGAUCGGUAUAAUGGUGAAAUUUUAGCAUUUUAUAUUUCUCUCAUUCUUGGUUUUCCACGGGUCCCAAUUGUGGUGAAACGAAUUUUAGACUCAACGGAAUUACAAGAAACAGCAACCAUUGGAUUAAAAAAAACCAUGUAUAUUAACUGUAAGUGUAACAUUGUAGUAGGUACUUGUUGGUCAAUAUUUAAGACAAUGGAAUGAUUUUUUUAACUUUUAACACUCAUUAUCUUUUAUUAUUUAUUUAUUUAGUAUAUUAUUAUUUAAUAUAUAAAUAUUAUAUUUAUUUUAUUAUUUCUAUUAUUUACUUAAAUAUAUUAUCAUACAUACAAACAUUUACUUAGACAACAAAGAACUGAUUUAUUAAAACUAUUAAAAAUAUUAUAAUAUUAAAUAAUAUUAUACAGCAAGAACAAUAUCAUAAUGAUAUAUAAUAUACCUAGAUAUACAGACAACAUUAAAAUAUUAUAGAUAAACAUUUUGAACAAACUACUAACUGGUAAUAUACAUAACAAUAUUUUUUUUUUUAUAAUUUUAUUAGGUACAUAUUAAUAUUCAUAAUUAUAUAAAUCAAAGCACGCAAUACACAAGUGAAAUGUGAAUUGAAAAUUAUAAAGAAGUUAGAUUUAUAGGUACCAUUAAAACUUAAUUUUUAAUGUUUUUUUCAUUGUUUAUACUGUUCAAAAAUGGGUUACAGUUUGGUGUGUAUAAUAUUUUUUUUUCAGUGUCUUUUUCUUGAUACUUCAAAUAUUGAUGUUUAAUUAAUUUGUCAAUCUCUACAUUUCUAGUAUUGGCUGGAUUUUCAAUUGCAUAUUCUUCAAAUGACCAUACCCUUUAAUUGAGUGCCGCUUUUUAUUGGGUAGUAGAUAAUUAGUAAAGUAUUAUCAUAAAGAUGGCCAAGGAAAUAAAAAUGAUUUCAAAAUUAAAGAUAGAAAACCAGGAAAAAUAGUACAUUUAUAAAAUAAUGCUUUUAUUAUUUUUAAUUUGGUUUUUUUGAUAGGAUUCAGUUAAAAAUAUUCAUAGAAACUUGAAAUUUGGACAGAAAAUUUAUAUUUCCUUUUUCUAGACACAGUAAAAUUAUCAAAGAAUUUUAGUCAUUUUUGUGUUAUUUAUAGACAUUUUAAUUUUUAAGAUUUUUUUUAUGUAAUUUUAUUUGUUAGGUAGCCUGCAGACGAAAUUUGACCCAACAGAAAUGGUUGAAAAUUUAAUAGUAGGUUCAUAUUAUAGGACAUACUUCUUGGUCAAAAAUAAAAAUAAAAAUUGAGUGUAAUGUAGAUUUUUUUAUUUUUUUUUUUAAUGUCAAAUUUUGAAGAAAAUUGUAAAUAAUAUGGCCUUUAUAAAACUUGUGUAGCUAAAUUCUGCUCAGAAUCGUUUUUCAUUAGCAAUGUUUCAUUGUUGCAUACAGAUAUACUUCUCUAUAUCCUACCUUCUUAAUUAUCUAUCUAAAACAGUGAUCCAUACAUUGUGGGAAGUAUGUCCGUCUUUUUGUUUUUUGGCAUCCAGACUGCAGCUUCUGUUUGUCUUUGACCUCAAAGAAAGGGGGUAAUUAUGAGAAAUUAUGACUAAAAUUACCUAAAAAUGAGGAAGCCUACAAUAAAUGUAUCUAUAUUUUUUCUUUUAUAAAUAAUGACCACCCUAAAUUAUGUAUAUCAGUCUUAGAGGGGGUUUUGGUGGUUAAAUCUUGAAAUUAAAAUGGAUCUUAGUUUUAAAAAAAGUAUAAGUUUUCUUUUGAAUUUCAAAAGUUGAACCCCAAACACCCUUCUAAAGGGCUGUAAAAUAAAUGUACAAAUUAUUUUAGAUGUUUAUAAAUCAAAAAAACUUCUGUAUUAUAUAUUUUUUACUAUAUUGAAUAUUUUUAUCAAUAGUAAAUUGGAUGUAUUAUACAUUUUUAAUCACCCUUGAUUUUAUAAUGAUUUUUAUUAUUAUUAUUUGUUUUUAUCUGUAAACAACAAUUUCUUUUUUAUCAGAAAUCUAGCAUUUUCAAAUGUAGCAUUUUUUUUUGAAAGGUUUCUUUUUUUUGAUUUUUUGUGUUUUCAUAAUAAUUGGGAUCAUUGAUAUUAAAUGCACACAGUGUGUCUAUGGCAUGUAGAUGAAAAAUGUCUAUUUUAUUUUAAAUUUUAAAUUAAUAUAAUUUAAUGUUCUGUGUUGUUUGGUAACAAUUAAUUAGUUAAUAAAUAACUUUUGAAUAUUAACUAAUUAUUCUUCAAAAUUAACCAAACUGUUAUGGUUCUUAGUUAACAGAUGGCUGAAAAUAAAAACUGUAUCAUUAAAAUUAUUAAAAGCAAAUUACAUUCUCUUAAUGUAUUUUGUGUGCUAAUGUAUAUGUAUACAGCACAAUAAAUACACAUAUUGCAAUUUAAAAAUAAAAAGUUAGUAUUAUUUAUGUGAAAUUUUAUAAUUAAUCUUAUAUCCUCCCUCCAAAUUGAUUUUUGAUAAAAUUGCUACCUAUUUUUUUUGAUCACGAGUGUUUUAUUUUAAAAAAAAAAAAUUAUGUUAUACAUAUACCUAAUUUUUGUAGAAAUGUACAGUACAUUUAUCAGUGAUUCCCACUACUUUCCCUUUGUUGGUAUUUUUAAUUUUAAGGGGGCAUUGAACUUAACCUAAUGAUUACUUACUUAGUAUCACUUAUAUUUUUAUAGUUUUUAACUUGCUACAAUGAAAUUUAUGUAAACUACUUUAAUAAAAAUAAUUUAAUAUACUUGUUACCUAUACCUACCUUAUACUUGUGUAUAAAUGGUGUAAUAUAACAAUAUAAACAACUAUAUUAUUAUCAAUAUCUAUGUCCAGAAGUUAACAUUUUUUUAUGAAAUUUUUAAAAAUCUAAAAGGAGCAUGGAGUAAAAAAAAAAAGAUUGGGAAACAGUGACUUAUAUCAAUUGUAAAAUAUAUUAUUUUGUAUUUUUGUCUUAUAUAUAUCAUUAUGUUGCUCAAAAUAUAUUUAUUUAUGUUUAGCUACAACAAAGGAAACGUGUAUUUAUGGAAAAUGUUAUUAUUGCAAACGUGAAGAUCCCAUUUGUACAAAAAGUUUACGUUUGGAGGGAGCAGCUAUAUUUUAUCUACCAUCAUUCAUAAAUCUUAAACAAUAUUUGCACCCUUGGCGGAGAUCUUAUAAAGAAAACCAAAGAACCAGGUUAAAUUAGAGAAUUAUUGUUUUAUUUAUUAUUUAAUAUUUUUCCUAAUAUAAUGUUCAUAGACUCUCUAUUAUAUGUACAUCCUUUUAUUUUUUUUUUUACAAUAGGUACCUAUCUAUAUUAAUUCUUUUACUUUUAAUGUCCAAACCUAUAUUAAUUAAAACCAGUUUGAAUUUUAUGGGACAUCUAUCAAUAUAUUAGAAUUAAUUAAAUGAUCUAGGCUUGUAGGUUUAUAGUAGAUACUCUUCAGCCCCUCAAAUAUACUAAAUAUGUAGCCAAAAAAUAUGUAAGUACCUAGGUAGGUAUAGGCACAAAUUGGGUAAUGGGCUUGUUGGGUAUGGAGCCUCUAAAUCAAGUCCUUAUCAAAUAAAUACUAAAUAUACAUAACCAAUACUAUGGGGUGUUAAGCCCUCCCCCCAAAUAUUUGGGCUAUUACAAAUUGCUCGUUAACCUAUACUAAACAUUUACUUAGUUCAAAGUAACUAUAAAACAAACAUAAAACCCAUUGGCGGCCACCCAUACAAAAAUGUGUUGUUGAGGAUAUUUCUGAGGAUCUACCUACCUAAUUUUGUAAUAUAUAUUAGAAGUGUUAAUUAGGAGAAAACUAGAAUACAUAAAACUUGAAGAAUAAUCAACCUCAUUAUUAAAAAAAACAUUUGUUUUAGGUGGGAAACUGAUAACAAUUUUUGUGAUUACAUUAAAACAAAUUAUGAUCUUGAGAGAAUUUUGGAUUUUAUUGACAUAGCCAUGUUUGAUUUUAUUAUUGGAAAUGGCGAUAGACAUCUAUAUGAAGUCAUGGAACGUUUUAACAACUCCAUUCUUCUAAUAGACAAUGGAAAAAGGUAUAGAUCUUAAAAAUUAUAGGUGCAUAGUACCUACAACUAAAGAAAUAAAUUUCAAAUUAUUUAUAGAACUUAUCAUAUUCUAUGUUUUUAUUUAUAUAUAUCAUAGGCCAUUUUUGCAUUGGGGUAGCCCACUUGCGAAUUACUUAUUACUAUUUUUCCAAAUGGUCUACUGUUUUUCAGGCUUAUUGUAUAUAGACUAGCAGCAGUUGGACCUUUUAUGAAUUACAAUUAUUAUACAGCAAUAACCAUUUUACUUAUUUUAUUUUAAGGGUAAUUUUUUUUUUUUUACAAAAAAAAAAAUAUUAGAAUUAUUGUAACAUGUAAACUGAAUAAGUAUGGUACUAAUCAUAUAGUAUUAUAUUUAUUUUAUAAACUGUACCAGUGAAGUUUAGAUUAUUUUUAAGUUUUUGACUAUUGUAUUACUAGUUUUAUUUUAUAUAACAAAAAGAAAAUAUGUAAAAUAUUUAUGUAAUUUUUACAUGUUUUUCGUAGCAUUUUGAGCUGUACAGUUCGUUUAUUUUCCUUUAAGCUCAUCUAUUUGUUUUGCAAAAACAUUUUUGAUUACCCUGCUCUCCGAAUUAUUAAUGUCUCUUUGCCGUUUCUCUUAAUGUUUUAAAUUAUAUUCGAUACUUCAGCAAGAAAUUCUGUAUUGGUUGAUAGUAAAACAUUUCUGCUUAACUACUGUUUACAAUGCCAAACCAUGUACAAUUUGGUAACAUUAUUUUUUUUGUCUACAACUUUGCAUAUAAUAUUUGAAUGUUUAAUGGUCCAUGAUUUUUUUUUUGAAAUAUUGAUUAAAACAUAACUUCUAACUUCAAUUAUAACUAAUUUCUUAUUACUAACUUUUUUGAUGAGCUUAGCUCAUUUUUUUUGCAGCCUUUUUUGUUCUUCAAAAGCUUAUACUUUUUCUUUUUCUUUUAUACAUCUGUUGCCCAAAGUUUCUUUGUUUAUGAUAGACACUUUAGAAUUGCACUUAAUACAGCCAUAUAUAUUAUUAUUUUUGUUAGUUUUUUCUUUAUCUUUUUCACUAUCUUCUUGUGACUAUCUAUUUAAUCACUUACUUCAGUAAUAAUUAACUGAUUUAAAUCUUCUUUUGUCAUAAUAGACUGCAUGAUAUCAUUAUGCAAAUCUUUGCUAGAAAGUCCUAAUUUUGGUUCACUUUCAAAUAAUGCUUUAUAAGAGUUUCUGUUAAUUAUACAAUGUUUUGAUAUGAUAAAAACAUUUUAGAUAAAAAAAAAAUGUUGCACAAAAAAAACCAAAUGUAACAAUAAGUAAAUAUUUUUACAUACUUAAUAUUGUAAUAUUUUUUGUAAUAUUUCGAUUUAAUUUAAAAUUUUAUAAUUAUUGAUUAAGAGUUUAGCAAAGGGGCUAUUGAUUUUACAAUGCUAUUUAUUUUUUUUUAAUUUCAUGUCUGUGGAUACUUUCCCUAGUAAACUUGCUUUGAUACAUAAGUGUAACACUUUUUCUGAAAGCUCAAGUUGUACAUAGAGGUUGUUUAUAAAAAUGUAAUUUUAUUGAUUUUCAUUUUUUUAAAUAAAAGCACUUAAGUGGGAAAAACUUAGAAAAACAUAUAAUUUCACAAUUUAAUUAUUUUAUAAAAAUAUGGAUGAUGUUUUUUACCAGAAAAAAUGAUUUAAUCAAAAAAUCACAAGACUUUUUUGUUGUCUUUUUGAAUUACUUUUUCAUGGCAUAAUCACCAAAACUGAGCCAUUUUUGAGCUUUUAAGGAAUUUUAAUUUUUAGGAGUCUUUUUGCUGUAAUUUAAUUAUAAGUACACCUGGAGACUUGAAACUUGUAAAAAUACUUAGGUUGUACUUACUUAGACGUGGUAAAAUUUCUAAAAUCAUCAUCUUUUUUUCCUUUUUUAAAUUUUUUACAAUGGUACCUUAUUUUAUUUUUUUAUACCGUGGACUACUUUUAUGAUAGGAAAUUUGCUCUGAUGUAUAAGUGUAGCACCUUUUCUGAAAUUCAAUUUUAUCUACUAGGUAAAUACAUAUGUCAUUUUUUGAUUUUCGAGAAACAGUAUUUAAAAUAAAAAUGGUGAACUGAGAAAAAAUACGAUUUUUUUCACAAUUUUGUUAUUUUAAAUAAGUACCUACCACAUUUUCUAGCACAAAUAUGGCUCCCAUUGAAAAAUGACAAAAGACCUUUUUUUUUAUUGAAUUAUUUAUUUUGUUUGUUUUUUGAUUUUCGAAUUAGUUUUCUUAAUAAUCGGGAAAAAACAAGAAAGUAGGGCUAAAAUAAAUUACGGCACUUUAAAUUAUGUAUUACCAAACUACGCUCUGCAUUGUCUUUCAUCAAGCAAUGGGUUAUCCUUGUUUAAGGGUAUAAAUGAAAUAACCUUAUGUAUCCUACCUUCUCAACUUUUCAUCUAUAACAGUGACCGCUCCCAUCCCCACUAUCAGCUCUUUUUUUUUUAUUAGUAGUAUUAUUAAAUACAACUAGUAAUACAAUAGUCAAAAACUUAAAAAUAAUCUAAACUUCACUGAUACAGUUUAUAAAAUAAAUAUAAUACUAUAUAAUAAGUACCAUAAUUAUUCAGUUUACUUGUUAUAAUAAUUCUAUUGAUAUUUUCUUUGUAUAAUUAAUAAAUUACCUUUCAAAUAAAAUAAGUAAAAUAGUUAUUACUAUACAAUGAUUAUAAUUCUUAAAAGGCCUAAUUGCUGCUAGUUUAUAUGUAAUAAGCCUGAAAAACAAUAGGCCAUUUAAAAAAAUUAUAAGAAGUUCACAAAAGGGCUACCUCAUUUCAAAGAGCCUAUUCUUUUUGCAAAGACUAAUUUUCCAUAUGGGCUAUAUAUACAUAUAUAUUUAUGCUUUUAAAAUAAUGUGUUAAUAAAAUAAAUAUUUUGAAUAGUUUUGGGAAUCCUUAUGAAGAUAAUAUUGAUAUUUUAGCUCCACUAUAUCAAUGUUGUCUGUAAGUAUUAUAUUUUAAUAUUUAAAUAUAUUAUUUUAUUCAAUAUGUUUAUUUUUAUUACAAUUUUAUGACUAGUAUCCGUCAGAAAACUUGGGAUAGACUUAAAACUCUAAAAGGAGGGAAGUUCACAGAAAUUUUACAAAAUAUGUUGGAUGUACAUGAAACCAUAUCUUUAAUUACAUUACCUCAUUAUUAUGCACUUGAACGAAGAAUGAAAAUAAUUUAUGCCUCUGUUGUUAUGUGCCAAAAAAAAUCAAAUGAAUCAAUAUUUAAAUAAUUAUUGGCACAAUUUAAAUAAUUAUAUAUUAUGUUAAAUUAUUUUUUUAUUUAAAAUUUAUUAUUGUUCAACACUUUAUACCAUAAAUUAAAUACCUAUAUUUUAAUUAUUUAAUGAGUUUAAUUAUUAAUAAAAUAUUAAGCACCAGUUCAACUUAAAAAAAAAAAAAAAAUAAUAAAAUAGAAUAAAUACACAUAUUAUUUGUGAUUUAUUUAAAAAAUGUUUUUUCUUUGUAAUGCAGAUUAUUUACUUGAACAUAAUAGUAGUAUAAAAAUUAUCUGCAUCAAAACACGCCAUUGAACAGUUAAUUUAUAAAUUGUACCUAAUUAAAAACUAC